Messenger RNA from Mugil cephalus (flathead mullet), 2537 nucleotides. Its product is annotated as arrestin domain-containing protein 3-like. Lineage: Eukaryota; Metazoa; Chordata; Actinopteri; Mugiliformes; Mugilidae. Gene Ontology annotation, cellular component: cytoplasm; plasma membrane. Bases 154 to 1569 code for a protein of 471 amino acids. The record is from RefSeq and is a predicted model, not a curated record. Gene Ontology annotation, biological process: protein transport. The transcript is spliced from 6 exons.
CCCGGAGCGUGCUCUACACUGCAGCCUACAGCUAUACGUCAUGGUCGGCUGAUAGGAAACGACAUACAGCAAAAGCGCAUAUAGGCGAUCGAGGCGGAUCUCUUGCAAGAUUUACUAAACCGAGUUCGCAUUCUGCAGCCUACUUGCGCCGCCAUGCCUUCCAUUAAAAGCCUUACGUUCACAUACGACGCCCUGAACGAGUACGGGACGUUUUCGGAGGGGGACACCAUAACAGGAGCCGUAAUCCUGGUCUUGUCAAAGGAAUGCAAAAUUGGACAGCUGGUCGUAAAGGCCAAGGGAGACGCCGAAGUACGUUGGACGAAAAAGCAGGGCGAGCAAACCCAUACAUACUCGUCGCAUAGGAGAUAUUUUAAACUGAAACAGUUUUUCAUCCAAGAGGAGACAGUUUUGCCCCCAGGCAACCACAUCCAUAAAUUCAGGAUUACAUUACCAAGAGUAAGCAUGCCUUCAUCCUUCAAGGGAAGUCACGGAAAGAUUGCCUACCAGCUGGAAGUGAAACUGUCCAGGAGCUGGAGGUCGGAUUGGACAGAGCAAAAGGAGAUCAAAUUUGUCUCCAAGUCCGUUGCAAAUAUCCGAUCACUAAUGUCACAAAAAAUUGGUUCAGCAAACAAAGACAUGGGGUUUUUCUCCAAAGGACACGUACACAUGGAUGUCACUGUUGACAAGAGCGCUUAUGCAGCAGGUGAAAGAGCGAUGGUUGUUGCAAAAGUCAACAAUUCUUCAUCCAGUCAGAUGACACCCAAAUUUAGUUUAAUCCGGGAUGUUGUGUAUCGUGCCAACGGCAACACCAAGCAUGAGACCUUAGUUUGCCUUAAAGUGGUUGACAACUGCAUUAAAGCCCACACAGAGACGGAGGUCAGGUGUCCGAUGCAGAUUCCUUCUGACACAAUCCUGACAAUUCAGAAUUGUGAGAUUAUCUCAGUGGAAUACCAUUUAAAGGUGUACCUGGACAUCAGCUUUGCUUUUGAUCCAGAGGUUGUGAUUCCAGUGGUCAUUUUACCUCCUGACUAUCAAAGCAGCAUAGCUGGUGCAGCCAACAGUGACUUCCCUCCUACUGUAGUGUUUACAGGCCCUUAUCCUGUAUCACCACGUUCACCCAGUAAUGGAUACCCAGGAGUCCAAAACCCUCCAAUGUACCCACAAAGUGUGUACCCUCCUUUGCCAACACACAUGAGUGGAGCCUAUAAUAACCCAGUGCCACAGGUGCCUUCUCCAUAUCCAUCCCCAUCCCCAUAUUCAUCCCCAUCGUCGUCCAGGGUGCUACAUCCUCCACCAUCUGCCCCCCAGUUUCACCCCCCACCAGUAGCCCCGCAGUUUCACCCUCCUCCAUCUGCCCCAGAGAUCCAGUCACCUCCAUCUGCCCCAGAGAUCCAAUCACCUCCUUCAUAUCAACCCCCAACAGGUCCUGCAUACAACCCACUGCCUUCUGCACCCACGAUGAGUAUAGACUUCCUGUCUCAAGACUUUCUGUCUCAGACAGAUGAUGGCCCUCCAUCAUAUUCACUCCUUUUCCCGUCUUCUACUACUGACACCUCUGAUGCAAAAUAACUGAAAGAAGGCUUUAAGGUCAGUCAGACUGUUAAGAAGUUGGGUGCUAUUAAAUACUUGAUAGAUACAUUAGAACAAAAUGUGACAUUAUAUCAAUUAUACUGUAUGUCUGAGUAUUAAACUGUUUAGGAAAGCAUGUAUACAUACUGUAUGUGCAUGUGUAGCGUAUGUGUUGCCAUUUUUUUUAUGCAGCUGCUAAAGAAAUUACUGAAAAGUUACUCAUCAGGAUACACUGUUUAAAUGCCUUGUUCAAUGUUCAAAGUGUCCUUUUUUACACUAUAUAUUCAACAACUAAUGCACCUCACUCUUCUGUUCAAAGGCUGUGACAAUGAACCAGGAACAUAGUUACAUACCAAAAAAAAAAAAACAACAUUUUUAUAUAGUUGUUAGCGGUAUCAGUACUAAGAUGUCAAAUAAUCUCUUACACCUUGUAGUCUAUUAACCUUUUAUAGGACACUCAUUGGGAAAUAAUUCUUAAUUUCAACCGUAGAGUGUUAUUGUAGGGCAUAAAAAUACUUUUUUACUUUCAUGAUGUAUAUAUAUAUAUCAAAUUACAAGUGCUGAUCCAAGCAUUUAUAAACAUACAUGUUAUCACAUUAUAUAACAGCUACUUCUUCAAAGCGAUCCCACUCAGUCUCAAUGUAGAGGUGAACCUCACGAACUGAGCAUCAUGUAUUAAUGAUACAUGAUGCUCAUUAAUACAUAAUCAAGGAAGAUCAGUUUCCUUGAUCUUCUUUGAUUAGCUGGGUAAAAAAAACACAUGCUUCUCAACCUCGCUAUGUGGCAUGGGGUCACAAUUUAAAAGGUGUGUGGAAGUUACCAUACUUGGUUCCUCGCCCCAUACAGGGUUAAGCUGGACCCUGAGGCGACUACUUAUGUCAGUGUUUUGCACUUUAUUUGUUGUAAUAAUCACUAACUGCCAAGUGUUUUCUCUGACUCUGACUUAAAUAAAGAUCAAUAACAAGGUU